GAUUCUUACCUCUGAAGACAAUGCUGGGACCAAGAUAUGAUAGUCAAGUUGCUGAAGAAAAUCGAUUUCAUCCUAGUAUGCUCUCAAAUUAUCUAAAGAGUCUAAAGGUUAAAAUGAGCUUAUUAGUGGAUCUAACAAAUACUUCAAGGUUCUAUGACAGAAAUGAUAUCGAGAAAGAAGGAAUCAAAUAUAUCAAACUUCAGUGUAAAGGACAUGGUGAAUGUCCUACAACAGAGAAUACUGACACAUUCAUUCGGCUGUGUGAGAGGUUUAAUGACAGAAACCCACCUGAACUGAUAGGUGUUCAUUGUACCCAUGGUUUCAAUCGCACUGGUUUCCUCAUAUGUGCCUUUUUGGUGGAGAAAAUGGAUUGGAGUAUUGAAGCAGCAGUUGCUACUUUUGCCCAAGCCAGACCACCUGGAAUCUAUAAGGGUGAUUAUUUGAAAGAACUUUUUCGUCGCUAUGGUGAUAUAGAGGAAGCACCACCACCACCUCUAUUGCCAGAUUGGUGUUUUGAGGAUGAUGAAGAGGAAGAUGAGGAUGAGGAUGGAAAAAAGGAAUCAGAACCUGGGUCAAGUGCUUCCUUUGGCAAAAGGAGAAAAGAACGGUUAAAACUGGUAAUGUUUAAAAAGUACUAUAAUAUUCUUUGCCUUCUGUCAAGCUUUUUGAAAUUUAGGAAAAUGGAAAAUUGCAUGAUCAAAAUAGUAAAGCAGGAAAUGAUUGUUGACAGAGUAAAUGGACAGACUGUUCCUAGAUAUUUGAUAUAUGACAUAAUUAAAUUCAACGCUCAGCCAGUUGGAGAUUGUGAUUUUAAUGUUCGUCUGCAGUGUAUAGAACGAGAAAUUAUAAAUCCUCGACAUGAAAAAAUGAAGACUGGGUUGAUCGACAAAACACAGGAACCAUUUAGUGUCAGAAAUAAGCCAUUUUUUGACAUCUACAUUUCAAGAAAGGUAAAGUUUAUUUUUUGUUUUCUACUUCAUGUAUUAUCAUUCAGUUUGUGAGAAGAAUAUGAAUUUUGCUGCUCAGUUGUUUUGACUUUACCAGAAAUUACUGGAAUUGGAUAUAGUACUAUUUUUACCAAAUGUAUGAUUCUCAGCCUUCUCCUCUUUAGUAAUAUUCUUAGUUGUGGACACAUAAACUAGGUUGCUGCUCUGUUUCUU
Molecule: messenger RNA, 1160 nt
Organism: Castor canadensis (American beaver)
Lineage: Eukaryota; Metazoa; Chordata; Mammalia; Rodentia; Castoridae
Source: RefSeq, a predicted model, not a curated record